Molecule: messenger RNA, 4135 nt
Organism: Formica exsecta
Lineage: Eukaryota; Metazoa; Arthropoda; Insecta; Hymenoptera; Formicidae
Gene: BicC
Product: protein bicaudal C
Exons: 16
Coding region: 253-2838 (861 amino acids)
Cellular component (GO): cytoplasm
Molecular function (GO): RNA binding; protein binding
Source: RefSeq, a predicted model, not a curated record
AUGGAUUACGUCAAAAAGGCCGGUUACAGCGCUGCCGCCGAUCGAGUUGGACGGCAGCAGCGACGAGGACGAGGACCAGACCCGGGACGAAGAGACAGAGACCCACCGGCGGGACCAGAACCAGGCCCCGCGACACCACACCACCCGUCCCGAUAACUCGAUAGACAACAGUAUAAUCGUCGUCGUGCAGCGUCGCGACGUGGGUGAGGUAGGCGGAGGUCGCGACGAACGCGUCGCUCGUCGAACGGCAGGAUGAGACCUGACGAGAUGGUGGUGAAUAACGGCGAACAACGGCGGGCAGCGGAGACGAUGUCGGAGACAUCGGAGGGCACCGCGACCACCAGCGUGUCCGGCAAGUCCGGCUUCGAAAGCCGCGAGGAUCUCCGCGAUCUCGCGACCAUGCUGGGCAUCGGCGACGAGGACUUGCACCAGGAACGCUUUCGGGUGGACCGUCGCAAACUGGAACAGAUGCUUCUCGGUGAUGUCAAACCGGCGGAUUCUUUCUUCCAUAGUGUUAUGGAAAGAACGAGUACCCUCAUUACGUGGCCAUCACGAUUGAAGAUCGGAGCAAAAUCGAAGAAAGAUCCGCAUAUAAAAGUCGCAGGACGACUAGAUGACGUACGAGCAGCAAAGGAAAAAAUAAUGGAACUUUUGGACACACGGCAAAGUAACAGAGUGACCAUGAAACUGGAUGUUAGUUACACCGAUCAUUCGCACAUCAUCGGUAAGGGUGGUCUGACAAUUAAGCGAGUGAUGGAGGAAACUGGCUGCCACAUCCAUUUCCCAGACAGUAACCGCAGCAAUCACCAGGACAAGAGUAAUCAAGUCUCUAUCGCUGGUGAAAUGGAGAGCGUCGAACGCGCCCGCGCACGUGUUAGGAAUCUGACACCUCUGAUCUUUUCGUUCGAAUUGCCUAUAAUGGGCGCGUCGCAAAGUAUGCCGGACUGCACUUCACCCUACGUCAUAAAGAUACAGGAGAAAUACAAUGUGCAAGUGAUGUUUCGUACCAGACCGAAGUUACACGCUACCCUAGUGGUCGUCAAGGGAUGCGAAUGGGAGGUUUCCCAAGUCAAGGAGGCAACGAAUCUGCUAAUCCGUUAUAUGUGCAAAAACCUGGCUAGUCAAAUUCAAGUACAAAUGUCGAUGGAGAUUUCACCCCAACAUCAUAGCAUUGUGCUAGGGAAACAGAGCAGCAAUCUGAAGAUAAUAAUGCAGCGUACCGCCACGCAAAUUAUGUUUCCCGAUGCCGGCGAUCCGAAUAUACCCAGCCUCAAGAAAAGCAAUGUCACGAUCACUGGCGGUAUACAUAAUGUUUACUUGGCUCGACAACAAUUAGUGGGAUCGUUACCGUUAGUACUCAUGUUCGAUCUGCCGGAGGAUUCUAUAUCCGCUACCGUGGAUACUGAGAAGAUCUCCCAACUCAUGCAAUCCUUGGAUGUGUUUAUUAACGUUCGGCAUAAACCAAAACAAAGCACACUUUCCGUGAUUAUCAAAGGAAUCGAGAGAAACGCCAGUAAUAUUUAUGAAGCGCGAAAGCAGUUGUUGGGAUUGGACGAGCCCAGAGUUCAUGCCGAGAUACCGUCUAUGUAUCACAUUCCGAACGCUGGCAGUGUUUUCCAAAGCAAUAAUAAUAAUGACAUCGGCGUCAACAACAAUCUGAUGAGUGGUGUGACAGAUAGCUUUUCGAGUAUGUUGAAUAUAAACACGCAGAAUCCAUCGUAUUGUAUGUCGCCGAUUUCACACUCGCCGAAUUCCAUAGGACUACCGUCGCACUGGAAUCUUCCUACACAUUAUAUUCCUCCCAUCUGUGCGUAUUCUCCCUACCCUCAUUUAAAUUUGCUAUCGACGCAACACAACAUGUUGCACAACAAUUUAAUGGGAACUUCCCAUGGCCCCCAUGGAUUAUCGAAUCAUAUGAUACCUUCCGGUAUCGGUUAUCACUCUAACGGCAUAUCGAGCAACUUUUCUAAUAUUCAUGGUUUCAACGCUAAUUUAACGGAUAGCAAAGAAGGUAGCAGUGCUUACUCUUCGCUAAGCAGCGUCUCUAGCUCUCUAUCUAGUCCUGCUAUCAGUCCUCGUAACGUUUCACCAGUCAAUCCUACGGAUACUAGUCCUAACUUAUCGGAUUUAUCCAGCAUGUUAUCAGAAUUACCGGUCACCGAUCGACGUGCACCUGGUUGCGAGAAAAAAUCACUCGAGAUAGCUGCGCAGCAACAUCUCACGCCUUUCGAUUAUGAACAGAAGAAGCUAUUAGCCACAAAGGCGGUGCAAAACAAGUCGAAUAACAACGAUUUCCGCGUGCCGACGUCCGCGUGGUCUGGUUAUGGCCUCAGCCAGAGUAUUCCGCCCUUAAUUACGAGUGACUUAAGCAAGGAGCUGAUGUCACAUCCUUCAGACUUGUGGAAAGAACCGACCACGCCGGUGUUCAAUACCGAGAUGGAUUUCGGUAAUAUUAUCUCGAGCAAAGAUCGCGUUGGACAGAUAGGGAUGGCAUCAAAUUAUAUAGAUCACACACCGACCUCCCAUUUGAACAAAAUUACAUCGUCGCAUCGUUUUAAUGAUUUGGCUAGUAUGCUAACCAGCAUCGGUUUGGAGAAAUAUAUACGCCUAUUCACAUCUCAUGAGGUGGACAUGUCUACGUUUCAUUCUCUGACAGAGAAGGAUCUCUGCGAAAUCGGGAUUACCGCUUGGGGUGCGAGGCGCAAAAUAUUGCUAUUAAUAUCUGAUAUGAACAAACGAACGAGUCCGUUCUCUGGAAGCGCCGCGCCCGGCGCCGAACGGAAGGCGUCCACGUUGUCGGCAUCGACAGACAAAUGCAAUCUGGACACCAAAUGGUAAAAGAAUACUGAUCGCUAUUCGUUCCAAACGUGACGGCGUACCAACGCUCUCGAAGCCGAUCAGAGACGCCGCAUGGCGUAAUCUGCCAACAUUAAUUACGCUAAAAAAUAAGUACUUAACAAUUCCAAUCGCGCGCGCGCGCGUAAUUGCGAGUACCAUUACGCUGUUAUAUCGGGUGUUCGGGCGGAACGAAUGCGAAUUCAAGAGAUUCACGGAAACCAAAAGGACUAUUAUUUGGUUAUUUGUACCGCGGGAAUAGACAAACGCGAGAUAGAUAGCCGAACGGUUUGCAUGUUGAUUGAUUUGAAAUUACUUAAGUAUCGGUAAAAGAAUUAAGAAGGAGAAAGUUAUUUUUGUGGCCGGGAACUGGCUGUAGUCUUUUUUUUCUUCAUUUUUUUUUCGCUGUUCUCGGCGCGCGCCCAAAGGUGCCUUAGGAUCUAGGAUAGUCGUUAAUAUUUUCGCUGUCUCCGUUUAUUACAUAUUUGUCCAGCCACGAUGGACGCGUCGUUAUUGCUUCAUCUUGUUGAUAUAAAUCGAAAUAUUUCUCGAAUCUUAUAUCGAUUCCGUAAUUCAAUUAACGUUUCUAAACAAGCGUGCCAAUCGCUGGCAAAAAAGUCAUCGGAUAAAUUACGCUUAUAUUAUAAAAUUCGCGAAACGAUGCGCGCGUCUCACUCGUUAUAUCAUGUGAUGGUUCGCUUGAUGAACGGAUGAUCAGUAAAUGCGAGUGAAUGCAUGUAUAUGAGUAUGUGAAAUGUGAAAUGUGAAAUGGGUAUAAAUGUGUUUCUAAAAUGAAAUCUAAAAAAAUUAGAAAAGAUUAUCAGAGUUAUCAGGAAUUUAGAAUGAAAUGCGAUGGGCGAGGGAUGUCCCGCGUGUGUUCAGCGAAUUUUCGUCCUAGCAAAAAUUUACAUUAUCUUUAAUUCAGACUAAGCUCGAAUGUGCGACCGUAAGUUGGCCAAAAUGUUUAAUCUAAAUGUCGAAAUUAAUUAAACAACCGACCAGUACUGAUCAACGAUUCGACAUUGCACAUUAAUUAAAUGCGAUUUAUAACACAGAUUCCGCAUGCGGUUGCGCGAUUUCGAGUUUUACACGAAGCAAGUAUAUAUAUAUAUAUAAGUUACAAAAUAUUUAUUAAUUAUUUCGCGAAAGACGCUGGACGCAUGUCAAACAAUAGACCGCAAGAACUUUUCGUGUAACGCGUGUAUUGAAAAUAGAAUAGUAUAAAAUAAAUUCUAUAUAGCGAAAAAUAUUCCGCGAAUUACUCUCCGCGUACCACAAACGAUACUUUUCGAGGAGCUAA